Messenger RNA from Linderina pennispora, 1940 nucleotides. RefSeq names its product RNI-like protein. Gene Ontology annotation, molecular function: protein binding. NCBI's taxonomy places the organism in Eukaryota, Fungi, Kickxellomycota, Kickxellomycetes, Kickxellales, Kickxellaceae. The record is from RefSeq and is a predicted model, not a curated record. The coding region runs from base 431 to 1888 and encodes 485 amino acids. The transcript has a single exon.
GCAGUCUCUUUUGGGAUGGCUUCUGUUUGGUGUCUGGUUCGAAGGGUUCUUUGUAUAACACAAAAGCGCAGCUCCAUCAAUUGCGAACAGACCAGGCUCACACAAAGGCUGUCAAGGCUAUUGCGCGCCGCCUGCAUGCAACUGCCGAACAGCUUGCAAAUAAUUGUUUCCGUUUUAUUUCUAGCUGACGCCGACGCUGCUGCCCUCUCACAUAGCCAGGGUAUAAAAGGCGAGCGCCUCAACACACUCUUGCCUCCCACCUACACUCCAUUUUUCAGAACUCUAUUUUUCAUCCUUUUUGGCAUACUUCACUCCCACCUCCACUCCUUGGCUCUACCAGAUUCUCGCUUUGCACUGCGCACCGACCUUCACACACAUAUAGAUUCUUUUUGCACCCAUACCCGCACACAUAGCACCCACGGACUCGCCCAUGGACACCUUGCAAGCGUCGCCUGGCGGGAGCACAGAAGCCAUAUCGCCAGCCUUGUCACCUCCGGCAGCAGUCUCGUUCACUGGCAGUGCCUCUGGUGUCUGUUUGGGCGAUCCCAGACAGCCAGCUAGUGCACGCGUGCCGCCUGAAGUGCUUGAGGAGAUUUUCGGCCUGCUUCAGCCCCACCAGAAGGCCCUUCACUCAUGCAUGCUGACCUGCCGUCUUUGGAAGGAGCUGGUCACCCCUCUUCUCUGGCGGCGCCCGCAAUUUGCGCGACUGUCGCAGGUCAUUAAAUUCGCCUCCACGCUGUCUGCCACUGCCCAAGGCCGUGCCACGAGUCAUUAUACGCGGCUCGUCCACUCUCUCUCCUUCAGCAGACUGGCAGAGGCCGACAGGAAUCACCCAAAGCUGGCUGGUUCGAUUGGCACGAUCAUACAUCAUCUGGUUGCUGUUGUGGCACCCGCAGCAGGCCCGUGUGGAACGGGCGAUGGGCAGUUCUGCAGCGGUCCGCUGACAGCGCUCAAGCGGUCGAAGAGCCUCUCGCGCAAUGAUGAGGAGUCUGCACGGCCAUAUUCAGCGAUUGAAAUGUCGACAGAGCCCAGUGCCACCAGUGUGUACCAUUCGGCUGCAGCUGAGAUCCCUGUAGCCAGUGACACAGCUGAUUCUAAUGAUGACAGCGAAUAUCGGGUGGCGUAUACACCGGCUGGAACAGAUCCACUAGACCUGCAGGACCCGCAAUGGCAACUCCCCAAGGCGGCCAGCGGAUUCGGGCCAUUGUCAAAAAGUAGUCUACUGCUGGACGUAUCGCUGCCCGCUGCUGACGACACCCAUUUGAGCUACUCGGGCGCAUCCACCAGCUACCAUAAACGUAGCAUGCGGAACUCGAUGCGCGGACCGCGGCACAGCGAUGGGCUGUCUACUGACCACUACACCUCGUCAUUGCGGCACCUUGACUUGUGCUUUUGCAAAGGUGUACGCAACUACUCGCUCCAACGGCUGGCCCCCAGGCUCUCAUCCCUAACUAGCCUGAACCUGGCUGGUGGUCUGCGCAGCGAUAUCACUAUGGCCAAGCUGUCCCAGCACUUGACUGGUCUGCGGCGGAUCUCACUUGCGUGGACAGCACAUCUGACUGAUUUCGGUGUCGGCGAGCUCGCCCAGCACUGUCCCAGGCUUGAAGUCAUUGAUUUAACACACUGCACACAAAUCGAGGACACGUCGCUGACAGCUAUCGCCUAUAAUCUAAAGGCGCUGAAGGCUCUGAGCGUCGCAUAUUGUACUGGCAUCACUGAUAUCGGCGUCCGCGAAGUGGCAACAAAGUGCACCAAGAUCAGUGUUCUGAAUGUCAUGAAAUGCGUGCGGGUAAGCGACGUGAUGCGCAAAACACUCUCUAACCAGUCUAUCAUUUGCGAAUGCACCGUGGCAGAGCCAUUUUCGAUUGAUACACAGCUCUCAAGAUAGACAACUGCAUACUUAUACUCAGCAAUAUACUACCAUUUGACUUUGCUUCAUG